UUCAUUUAGCUAUUUAAGACAGAACCCUCGUCCCCAACAUACAUGACCGAGUUUCGGAUUAACUCUAUGGCUUAUUACACUACUCCUACUUCCCUAGGUUGGGAUCUUCAAAACCUUGGAGUUCUCAACGCAGACAUGUCUUUAGUAAUGGAUGGAGUUGGAACUGUUACUGCAACUGCAACUGCAACUUCCCCAUGGUUUCCACAUGCAGAUUUAUCUUCCGGGUAUCUCGAAGAUGCUUUGCUGGAAUUCACCGAACGAUCGAAACGAAGACGAGUGUUGCUGUACAAUGAUGAUCAUGAUCAAAUUAAUGGUUUCAAUGAUCAUGCAAUGCAAGGAUACUGGAAUUAUAGCUGCAACUGGGGCCUCUCUGAGGAUUUCACCUGCAUGAGCCAGUUAACAACAAGCAUUAAUGGUGUUUCAGAUGAACCAAUGAGCACAUCGAUAAAAACACCAGAAGAGACAAUAUCAGACAACCCCGAAGAAGCUUUUGAUUCAUCGUCUUUCUCAUACAAACUCUCAACAGAGAAAACCAAGUCAUUUUCUUCUGGAAGUGAUGAUGAGACGAAGAAGAAAAGGGUGAUAACGAGGGUUGUUUAUCCAUUCGCAUUGGUUAAACCCGGCGGCAUCGAUGGUGAUACGACGCUAAACGACAUCAACGAGAGGAUACUAAUGCCGCCGACAAGGCCGGUGAGGCACCCUGUCGGAGACUUCGCUUGUAGGCCAUGCGUAUCUGCCGAUGGUCCCGGUCUUUCUGGAAAAGCUGUUGUGGCCCUCACCAAAAUACACACUCAAGGGAGAGGCACCAUCACUAUUAUUCGAACCAAAGGCUAAGGAAACACAAUUUGAACUCUUUGUUGUUGCUUGUUUCUUUACUUGAGCAUAGUUCAUGCUUUUGUUUGAAAAAAUUGUAUAGGAGGAAACACAUGGGGUUUAUGAAUCAUGCAUGAAUGUAAAAUAUCAUA
This is a messenger RNA of Hibiscus syriacus, 965 nucleotides long. RefSeq lists its product as uncharacterized. The transcript has 5 exons. Bases 43 to 834 code for a protein of 263 amino acids. NCBI's taxonomy places the organism in Eukaryota, Viridiplantae, Streptophyta, Magnoliopsida, Malvales, Malvaceae. Gene Ontology annotation, biological process: male meiotic nuclear division; female meiotic nuclear division. The record is from RefSeq and is a predicted model, not a curated record.